Messenger RNA from Rhineura floridana, 5818 nucleotides. It is a transcript of the gene VWDE, whose product is annotated as von Willebrand factor D and EGF domains. Bases 189 to 5765 code for a protein of 1858 amino acids. The record is from RefSeq and is a predicted model, not a curated record. NCBI's taxonomy places the organism in Eukaryota, Metazoa, Chordata, Lepidosauria, Squamata, Rhineuridae. Gene Ontology annotation, molecular function: calcium ion binding. The transcript is spliced from 31 exons.
CUGCCGCCGCUGCCGCAAGAACUUUGCAGCAGAGAGAGGCAAGCGAAGCGCGCAAACGUCGCUCCGAGCUUCUCUUGGGGAAAGGCGCUCGGCGAAGGAUCAGAGCGACCCUUGCUCCCCAAGCUGGCUUGCUAAGGGGAGGAAAGCCCCGCAUCCAGGGUCCCCCUCCAGAAAAAAAGGGGGGAGCCAUGCGCUCGCCAAGCCCGCCGGGGAACGUCCUCGCCCUUUGGGUGGCACUGCUGUGCAUCAAGAUAGCGCGCUCCGAGCAAGAAUGUCAUCCAGGUGGUCAUCAGAUCCUUCACAGUCCAUACCGGAGUGUUGAUUUUGAUUCAUCACAACUUCAACAGUCAUCCAUUCAGGACUUAAUAUGUGAUCAUUCAUUGGCAGCAGGGUGGUACCGCUUCCUAAUUUUCGAUAAACAGGCUGAAAUGCCAACCAAGUGUGUGGAGAUGAAUCACUGUGGGACACAGGCCCCUGUCUGGCUGUCUCUGAGAGAAUUUGAAUCUAUGCCUCAACCUGGUGAGAUCAAACACUUAACAGCCUGUGCAACUUGGCAGUUUUUCUUCAGCACCACAAAGGACUGCUGCCUUUUCCGAAUUCCUGUGAGUGUGAGGAACUGUGGAGAUUUCUUUGUAUACUUGCUCCAGCCCACACAGGGGUGCAUGGGAUAUUGUGCAGAAGUUAUUUCAGGUGCAGAACUGCAUGCCUGCCAGCCUGGGGAGACAGGAACCACAUGUAGCAAUAAAUUGGCUUCUUCAUGGUUGCCACUUCCUUCACCACCCCAUCCAAGCAUACCUGAAAUUGUGGCAGUGUUACUCGAAGGCAGCAUUUUCUUAAGGUGCACCUUUGAUGUUCCUACCACAAACAUGUCUGUGGGCUUUCUAGUGGCUUGGUCCAGACUGUCUCCUGAAAGCAUCAAAGAAGAACUGAAACAAGAGACGACAAUUCAGGCCUUCUCGCUUUUAGAACUGGAUGGUAUAAACCUCAGACUUGGAGACAGGAUUUACUGUAGCAGUUCCACCUUUUUCUUAGAGAAACCAGAAAUGCAGAGUUCACUCAUUGAGAGCAAGGAAUUUUUUGCAGGAAUUAAGCUGCAUCCUGAGGCAUUUACCAUAUCAGAAGAUGGAAAGGAAUACAGACUGACAAUAGAGAGCAAAAUUCCCAUUCCUUGUCCUCAAGCUAGUCAGCUGGGAAAUGACUGCAAAAUCUCAUUAAAAUUAAAUACAAUAGAGGAAGGUGAAGCUCUGCAGAGCUUAAACGUGGCUCUUUCUUCUUGUCGCGUGGCUCUUCUUCAGCAUCCCUGCCACAAUGGAACGUGUGGCCAAGCCAGCGUCCAUUACACUGCAGUGACUGAUUUUAUCCGUGAUGGAGACCGAGUAACCAGGAUUGCGGUGGAACCUAUUGUUAGCAACAACUUCCUGUGGAACAGCUACACGCCAGAAAGCAUUCAGGUUACUGUGAAGGAUCUUCCAUCUGCCUAUUGCUACUCUUUUACCGAUCCACAUAUUAUUACCUUUGAUGGCAGGAUGUACGACAAUUUUAAAACAGGAACAUUUGUGCUGUACAGUAGUACUUCCCGUGAUUUUGAAGUCCAUGUGCGCCAGUGGGACUGUGGAAGCCUGUAUUACCCAGCAUCAUGUAACUGUGGUUUUGUUGCCAGAGAAGGGGCUGAUACAAUAGCAUUUGACAUGUGCAGCGGCGAGCUGCGUGAUUCCCAGCCACACUUAUCUGUGAAGAGCAGAGAUUCAGCAAACAGCAAUGUCAGGAUCACUGAAUCAUAUUUAGGAAGAAAAGUCACGGUCUUGUUUUCUUCUGGAGCUUUCAUCCGAGCCGACGUGAGCGAAUGGGGAAUGAGUCUAACUCUCAGAGCCCCCAGUUCAGAUUAUAAACACACACUGGGACUUUGUGGAACAUUUGAUGGCAUUGCGGAGAAUGAUUACCAUGAUGUGGAUGGAACUGAAAUCACUGGAGGAACUGAUGCCUAUAUCUCUUUUAUUAAUGAAUGGAGGGUUCCACCAGGAGAGAGCCUCUUUGAUAAAACACUGGAUCCGUCAACUCCAGCCAAAGAAAUGCUUUUCUGCAAUUGCAGUGCUGGGGGCGUGGGAGCAGAUCAGCCGAGGAAUAAACUGAAUUCUGUUUCUGAGGCUGAAUUAGCUUGGCCUUGCAGAAGAAGCCAACACAAUAGUUGGCUUCCUUCUCUGAUCCCUGGGCUGGAUGUCACUGCUGAGUACAUUAGUUCAGUUGAUCAUAUCAGAGGCUUGAGGAAACGUGCUUCUGUGCUCGAAGAGGUUUCUUCUGCUCUUCCCUCCAGAGAGGGACACUCUCUGAAUCAAAGAGCUCUUCAAUCAGCAUCCCCGGAACAUACAGCUGUCUUUCCAAACACAAAGGCAGGCUUUGCAACAGAUGAACAAGCUGUUGGGAGCCCGGUUGCUGACCGCUACACUGACAUGUUGGGCAGUCAGCAGCACCCCAGAAGACAUUCUGCCCAAAAGCAUCCAAAGCGCCAGCAUUACUAUGAGUACCUUUCUGUAUUUCCAUCCCAGAGCCUAAGCCAAACAGAUCUGGAUGGGUUUAGUUAUUUCUUCCCAGAAGAUCACAUGGCUGACCCAUUCCAAGAGCCUGUGUCCUCAUGGCCCACACCUUCUGGCCUCACCGAGUCCGACGCGUUGGAUCUUUGUCAGGAGACAGUUGCCAAUUCCAGCAUUGGGAGAGCUUGUAAGGCUCUCCUUGGCCAAUGGGUGGAGGAUGUAGUACACCUCUGUGUCAAGGAUCUACAACUGAAGGACGAUCUCAUCUGGGCAAAGGCAGGUUUGGCCGUGCUAGAAAACGAAUGUGAAAAGAGAGUUUUGGAAGAAGUUAAUUACCACAAGGAAGAAAACAAGAAAUUAGUUGAGGACAUGCUCUCAGCGCUGAAGUGCCCCAGCCGCUGCAGCGGAAGAGGUCAUUGCGUUGAGUGGGGCUGUGCUUGUUUUCAAGGCUUCAGUUCGUACGACUGCAGCAUGUCAUCCGAUCAGGUUCCAGAAAUCAUAGAGCUGGAUAACGGAGGAUUAUGUGAUGUCCAGCAAUAUGACUGCACAACUGUAAGAGCUUUUGGCUAUGGAUUCAUGGCAUCGCCAGACCUCAGAUGUGAAAUUAACAAGUUGCAGUACAGUGAUAAUAAAUGGGUGCUUAGGGAAUCUGUAUUCAUCCGUGCGGCCUUCCACAACACCAGAACCGUUGAUUGCCAACUUCCCACUAAAGGAUAUCAAACGGAUGCUUUGGAUCUUGUGGAUGACCAGCCCAUUGCAAGGUGGCAAAUUAAGAUUUCUAAUGAUGGGUUCACUUAUAGCAACCCUAAAACAGUGACUUUAUUUGACGGAGCUUGUCAGAUAUGUGAUCCACAGUCAAACGGAUUAUGCAUGUUAAAGGAGAAAACAUGCAACAUAGAUGGACUUUGUUAUGGUGAAGGGGACACAAAUCCCACCAGCCCCUGCUUACUCUGCAGACCUGAAAUAUCAAAGUUAACUUGGUCAAUUGCUGAAAACAAUCAGCCUCCUGUACUUCAGAAUGUGCAAAAAAGGCUGCAGACCUUUUUCGGAGAGGAUUUUGUGUAUCAGUUCACAGCAACAGAUGCAGAAGGCUCUGCCGUUGCUUUCUUGUUGAAUUCUGGCCCUCCGGGUGCCAGUCUUUCUUCCACUGGACUCCUGAUAUGGAAGGCAAUGUCAAAAAAGACUCAGCAGUUUACCUUUUCUGUGACAGAUGACUGCAGUGCCAUAACCAAAGUUGUAAUAGAGGUCAACAUGAAGCCAUGUGACUGCUUAAAUGGUGGCUCCUGUGUGACAAAUACCAAUUUCCCUCCUGGAAGUGGGAAAUAUCUGUGCAUUUGCUUGCCAGGAUUUGAAGGUAGACAUUGCCAAGAAGACCCUGAUAAAUGCAAAUCCAGGCCAUGCUUCCCAGGAGUAGCUUGCUUCAAUACUAUUGAUUCUUAUUAUUGCGGCCCAUGUCCCAGUGGCCUGUACGGAGAUGGGAAAAGAUGCUAUGCUGAAAUAAAGCCAAAAAGCAAGGGUGUCUCCCAUCCUUUGACCCCAGAAGAUGCAUAUAGCAAACAAGACCACCAUGAAAGGACUGGAGUGAAAGUGGGCAAAAAUCUUAGUGUAGAUCAAGGACACAGAAUUGUUGGUGCUCAUAGUGACAAAAGUGUCUCUGAUUUCCUGCAACUGUCAACUGCGGAAGUUCCAAAUACCACAAACUUUCCUCGUAAUCCUACAAAUGUUCCCAGAAAUUUCAUUCCCACAGAAAUAGCCAGCAGCACUUUGUCCGUUUCGGUGGCCAAAACAACCAUGACUUCACAUUUAUUCAUUUCACAGAGAACAGCUUUUAGAAAGCUUGUUAGUAGCGGAUACCCAGAUUAUGCACUAGGUGUGAAUACUGUAAACAUACAUUCUGGCAACACAAAGAAAGAGUCAGCAGUAAAUUCUGCAUCUGACAUGUCACUUAGGAAUACGGUAAUUGCUCCUGAGAAGACAGCAGCAACACAAGACCAGACCUAUUCUCCCCUAGAAACCAGUGUAACACUGAGCAGCAGAGCUAACAUGAUCAAUGAGACAUUACUAACAAAGAAAGAACUGGGAGGAGGAAAUGGUGACAAAUUCCAAAAUCCAUUCAGCCAGCGUAAGGCCAAUGCUUUGCAGACCACCUUUGAGAGGUUUGCUAUGACACCCAAAGGGCCUGUCACAGAUCAAAAAUCAGGUACUGCACCAACUGUCCCCCGCUUACUAACCUGUGCAGAUUUACCCUGUUUCCGUGGGGUUCCUUGUGAGCCAAGUGAAAAUGGAAGCUUCAGAUGUGGUCGUUGUCCUUUUGGUUAUUAUGGAGAUGGUGUCAUUUGUAGAGCAAUAUGCAGGCACACGUGCGGUCAAAACAUGGAAUGUGUGGCACCCAAUACAUGCAGAUGUAAGCCUGGUUACUCUGGCCUUAGUUGUCAGGCUGCUGUAUGUCGGCCAGAGUGCAAAAACCAUGGGAAAUGCACCAAGCCUAAUGUAUGUGAAUGCCUCCCGGGAUUCAGUGGUUCCAUCUGUGAUGAAGCACAUUGCAACCCUCCUUGCCAACAUGGAGGAACAUGCCUGGCUAGAAACCUUUGCACUUGUCCAUACGGGUUUGUGGGUCCACACUGUGAAACAAUGGUUUGCAACAGGCAUUGUGAAAAUGGCGGCAGAUGUCUUACCCCAGAUGUCUGCCAGUGCAGAGUUGGCUGGAAUGGACCUACGUGUAGCACAGCGGUGUGUGACCCAGUGUGUCUCAAUGGUGGAUCCUGUAUUAAACCAAACAUUUGCCUUUGCCCAAAUGGAUUUUUCGGUGUCUAUUGUCAGAAUGCCAUCUGCAAGCCUCCCUGUAAGAAUGGCGGCCACUGUAUGAGAAAUAAUGUUUGCACCUGUCCUGAUGGCUAUGUUGGCAGACGGUGUGAAAAAAGUAUCUGUGACCCCGUGUGCAUGAACGGAGGAAGAUGCGUGGGGCCAAAUAUUUGCUCCUGCCCAUCAGGGUGGAGAGGCAAAAGAUGUAACGCACCUAUAUGCCUUCAGAAGUGCAGGAAUGGAGGAGAAUGUAUUGGGCCAAGUACUUGCCAUUGCCCUCCAGGAUGGGAAGGAGUUCACUGUCAAACACCUGUGUGCAACCGGAAAUGUCUAUACGGAGGUACAUGUAUACUGCCUAAUGUAUGCACUUGUCGUCCUGGCUACACUGGAGUCAUAUGUGGGGGAAAAACCCAGGUACAAGGACGUCAUGCUUGAAGAAUAAAUUUAUCUGCAUCAAAUAAUCGUGCUGGAUGGACUCCAGGGCCGAG